Molecule: messenger RNA, 353 nt
Organism: Periconia digitata
Lineage: Eukaryota; Fungi; Ascomycota; Dothideomycetes; Pleosporales; Periconiaceae
Source: the annotation of a GenBank genome assembly
CUCGAGUUGCAUCUCUGAUACAAAGUAUCGAUAUGGCUAUGGUAUGCAAAUCUUGCCUCUACAUCUGGAGUUGUGGUUUAUGGACCUCUGAAUUCGGUCAUCAUAAAGAAUCAGUGGAUGCACUUGUAGUAUUUUUGCGGCAUCAUUCUGGUCACGAGAAGUCUAUUGGUCUGAUGGAUAUGCUUGUGCUCUCUGGCUCAUCACUUAGUGUAGAUGCGGAAGCUCACAAGUGUUCACACUGGUGUUUUCGGUGGCGUGUUCCGACCGUUCCUACUCCUGUGCACAAUGACGGAUCGCCCGAUGCGGGUUUAUUCUUGCCACGAUGCAGAUGUACGAGAUGGGUGUUGAUUUGA